CUGCCACAGUGGCGGGUCGGAGGAUCCCGGCCAGUCAGCUCGUCCCGGCCUCGCGCCCCUCCUCCCCCAAAUAAACAGCCCUCCCCACGCCUCGGGAGCCGGACCGCCCCCUUCCUCCCUCGGCCGGCGUGUUGUGAGGGAGAGUGUGAGUGAGCGAGCGCGGGCCGGCGGCGACCCCGGAGCGCGAGAGGCGGGGCGCGGCGGGCCGGCCGGGCGGCGCGUGUGCGAGCAGGGGCGCGAGCGAGCGCCCGCGGCGACCGCCAGCGGCCCCGCGCCGACGAGCCGGCGGGCGGGCGUGCGGGCGACGGCGGCGGGCGCGAGCGGCGAGGGCGCCGGGCCCGCGCGCACGCACGCACGCACGCGGGGGGCGGGGCAGGCGCGCGCCCGCCUGUCGCGACAGUCGGGGCCGAGGCCCAGGGGGAGGUGGCCUGUCGCGGGUCGCCCGGCUCCCGGAGGCGAGGGGGGCGCGGGCGGAUGGCGGAAGGCGCCCAGCCGCAGCAGCCGCCUCAGCUCGGGCCCGGCGCCGCUGCCCGGGGCAUGAAGCGGGAGUCGGAGCUGGAGCUGCCGGUGCCCGGAGCGGGAGGAGACGGAGCCGAGCCCGGCCUGAGCAAGCGGCCGCGCACCGAGGAGGCGGCGGCCGACGGCGGCGGGAUGCAGAACGAGCCUCUAACCCCAGGUUAUCAUGGAUUCCCAGCGCGGGACAGCCAGGGUAACCAGGAGCCAACAACAACUCCUGACGCAAUGGUCCAGCCUUUUACUACCAUCCCGUUCCCACCACCUCCACAGAACGGAAUUCCCACAGAAUAUGGAGUGCCACACACUCAGGACUAUGCCGGCCAGACCAGUGAGCAUAACCUGACGCUGUAUGGAAGUACGCAAGCCCAUGGAGAACAGAGUAGCAACUCACCUAGCACACAAAACGGAUCUCUCACGCAGACAGAAGGUGGAGCACAGACGGACGGCCAGCAGACACAGACACAAAGUAGUGAAAAUUCAGAGAGUAAAUCUACCCCUAAGCGACUGCAUGUCUCCAAUAUUCCUUUCCGCUUCCGGGACCCUGACCUCCGGCAGAUGUUUGGGCAGUUUGGCAAAAUCCUAGAUGUAGAAAUAAUCUUUAACGAGCGUGGCUCUAAGGGAUUCGGGUUCGUAACUUUCGAGAAUAGUGCUGAUGCAGACAGGGCCAGGGAGAAAUUACACGGCACCGUGGUAGAGGGCCGUAAAAUCGAGGUGAAUAAUGCUACAGCACGUGUAAUGACAAAUAAGAAAAUGGUCACACCGUAUGCAAAUGGUUGGAAAUUAAGCCCAGUAGUUGGAGCUGUGUACGGUCCUGAGUUAUAUGCAGCGUCCAGCUUUCAAGCAGAUGUGUCCCUCGGCAAUGAUGCGGCAGUGCCCCUGUCAGGAAGAGGGGGUAUCAACACGUACAUUCCUUUGAUCAGUCUCCCUUUAGUUCCUGGCUUCCCUUACCCAACUGCAGCCACCACGGCGGCCGCUUUCCGAGGAGCCCAUCUGAGGGGCAGAGGGCGGACGGUAUAUGGUGCAGUCCGAGCGGUACCUCCAACAGCCAUCCCCGCCUAUCCAGGUGUGGUUUACCAGGACGGAUUUUACGGUGCUGACCUCUAUAUAGAAUCUGCAAACUGCUUCAGAUCCAACAGGGUGGAUAUGCAGCCUACAGAUAUGCACAGCCUGCUACUGCAACCGCAGCCACCGCUGCUGCAGCCGCUGCAGCCGCUUACAGCGACGGUUACGGCAGGGUAUACACAGCCGACCCCUACCAUGCCCUUGCCCCUGCCGCUAGCUAUGGAGUUGGCGCUGUGGCGAGUUUAUACCGAGGUGGCUACAGCCGAUUUGCCCCCUACUGAAGUGACGUGAGACCCCUGCAAAUGGGACAGCCCCCCAGUUCAUGAGGCCUGGCUAUUGCAAUAUUUACUAGUAGAGGAACUCUAUAGCAAGAUGAAGAGGAAAAACAAACAAACAACAAAAAAAAAAAAAAACAAAAAAAGAGAGAAUACUUUUUUAUACCUCACUAUGUUCUUUGAAUAUGUAUUUUUUUCCUUUAAAUUUCUGCCUUUAAUUCUUUUGUUCCAAAGAUUGUGCAUUUUUUUCUUUUUUUUUUUUUUUUCUUUUUUUUUUAACUGUGGUAAAAAAAAAAAAAAGAUAAUGCAUUUCCAUGUCUGUAUGUCCGUGCUUAGCUUAUUCUAUCAAUCACGGAGAGGCAGUUAAGAGGAAGGAGAGACUUUAGGAGCUGAUAAAUGCAUCUGAUCAGAAGUCAGUAGACAGGAUUACCAAAGUGUAUCGGUGCUGAGUGGCUGGGGACGAGCAGUGGAAGAGAUCUUUCUGCAACAGCAUAUAUUCUUCUGGUCUUCUGAAUUUCUGGUCUUUGGCAGGCGGUUCUGAUUGGCUGUGGCUGGAAUCCAUAUGCCACUAGAUAGGAAUUUGUGCUUGCAAAGCAGGAGAAUUAAAAAGACAUGUUCCUCUCUUCCCUCCUGUCUUCUCCAUCCUUUUUACAAUCAUCUUACAUGCACAGGCUGAGACAAUUGGCAUAGUUUUUGGAAUUAUAGUAUCGAUAUUUCCAAACAUGCCCUCAGACUGUGGAUAAUAAACACCUCAUUAGGAAACCGAUCUCAGAAUGAACUCUGGAGUAUGAAAAAGCUCUGGAGUAUGAAAAAGCUCAUUUUCCUGUCCUAUAAUCCUGGCAGAGCUUCCUGCUGGGCUUCCUUCCCUUUAAUUGAACCACAGCUUAAGCUCAUCUGUUCUUUUAUUAACAUGCUGCUCCCAUGUCCUCAAGAUUCAGGAAUUUAGGACCCAGGGACAGAAGAAUGAAUAGCCAGUGGCCAGAUUUCCCCAGGCAUCUGGGCACAGCUUGAGGAUUAGAAGUACACAUUGUUAAGAGCCAUUAAAGAGGGUGCAGAGGAGAAAAGGCAUAUUAGAAGGUCUGAUAUUCCUCAUCUUUUUCUUGCAUCAGAAAGUCAGUACAAACAAAGUUAAAAAACAUAAAGAAUUUGUUGGGGAAAGAUAAGGCACCAAACCCUUGGGUCGGCUGUCCCUGGAUGUUUCAGUGAUGAGGACAUGGAGGGUUAGUCAGAGGCACUUUGUACUUGCUCCAAAGCCAUAGGAAUUUUCAUCUUCCAGAGCCUCUGUGAGUCACCUCUGUAUCCAUAGACACCAGCCCUCAUGGCCAUUCCACCCAGCUUCUCAUUAUCCUCCAAAGACACCAGCUGAAAACCUGGUCCAUUUGUUGUAGUUAACACUACAGGACACAGAAUCCAGAGCCUACAUUGGAAGGAGGGUGACAUGGCUAGGGUCUUCCUGCAGGGCCCUGGAGGGAGUCCCUGAGGUUGCUGCCUGGCUUCAGUCUUAUGCCACCGAGGCAGGGAGGACUGACUCUCUCCCAGCUCUUAGGUGUGACAUAGACAAGUGCCCUCCAGCGUUUCCAGAAUAAGGCAUUAGGAAAUGGAACAGCACUCUCUGCUGGGCUCCCUGGCUGGCUCACAUGGUACUAGGGUGACCUUGCACCCAAGGGAUAGCUGCUGAAGGGAGUCGUUCAGAGACAUGGCGCUUCUGCUGUGCUAGGUUUGCUUUGGGUUUGUAUUCUGACUCCUGCCUCCACACGUGUUCUUGGCUGAUAACCGAUUCAUGUCCCUGAAUUAAAAUGGCUGACAUGUGACAGCAUCAGGCAGUCUUUGUGAGCAGAGUGAUGUGUCUGGGAGGGCCCUGGCCUGUCGUGUGUGACACAGAUCUUCUCCCCUCUGCUCUCCUCCCUGGAACCUGGCAGUGGUGGGGAGGCUGUGCCUGGAGCGAGAAGAGAUGGCAAGGAACCCGGAGAUCUCGAUGCAGUCACUGUUUCUGGGGAGCACAUAGAGUAGGGACAGAUCGCCCAGUCCAUUGGCCUUUUAUAGGAUCCCUCCCCUUGAGCCAAAGUUUGGUUUGUUGCUGUUAGAACAAUUUUUGUUGUAUGUAUAUAAAUAUUUCAGUUAGAGGAAGGGGGAUGGGAUAUGGGUCGCAGUUGCAGGGAACGGGGCAGGGAGGGGCUUUCUUUCUGUUGCUUUCCUUUUGAGGAGAACUUUUGCUGACUAAAGAAAUAGAAAUUUGGGGUCCUGUUCAGUAAGGGCCAUUCUUGCAAAUUGGCAAGCCACUUAGCCCAGUGGAGACUAGGCCAAAUCCUCAAUGGUUGUAUGCACAGCAGGAGGAGAAUAGGGGAAUGGGUUUGAGAAUGUUUCUCUUCUUUUUCCCUAGACAGAAAUAAGGAUGACGGGCCAGGUGGAGAAGGCAGCUCCCACCGCCCUGUCAAGAGGCGGGCGCUGGAGGUGAGGGACUGUGUGCACUUCAGCUCAGCUGGUUCUGGCUGAGGCCCCAGGCAAGCUCCGCUUUCCAGUGGGUUCCGCCGCACUUCCCAGAUGCUCUCCAGGGCCCGUUGCCGCGGCUCCAGCUUCCUUUUCUAAGAAAGGUUACAUGGAAUUCUGGUUUUCAUGGAAGGGUCUCUACUCAGCAUCUAGGUGACAGCGUCACCCUCCCACCAACUUGUGAACUACAGUCACUUCACCAGAGGCAGGUUCCCCAGGGCGGCAGAGCUGGUGCGUUCCUGGACUCUAGUUCUCGGUGGAUUCAGAAAAAGAGCAGUUUGGCAUUUUGUGAGUUUGUUAGAGGAUGCUGGUCGAUAAUUCCAAAAAACCUUGGUUAUGCUGGAUCGUAGUACGUGAAUGAGUUUUUUCAGCUUUUCUGUAGUUCAUGACCUGGACUUUCUAUACUAAGCAUCUUACUCAUAGAAGCUUUUAAACACUACACCUCUUUAAGGUCACCUCUUUUAAGGAGACCUCUAGUGAAACCUUUAUCUGACUAUCCCUCUUUCAGCCCAGAGAACUAGCCCUAGGUCUUUUCCAGAAUUUCUUGUAUUAGUUCAACUCCCAUGAACUCCGAUCCACCAUUGUGAUUUAUCAUUUUUAAGGCUCUCAGGUUGUAACAGAACCUACUACCACCAUCAUCCUCCAGCUGCCUCAGUCUCAAUUGAGCCAAUAGACUUUCUUUCCUUGAAAAAGAAGUGGACUGGGGCUCAGCUCUUAGUUAAGGGGAGCUGGUGGAGAUCUAGCCAGUAGACAGCAGCCAGCGCAGCUCGCCCUCAGCUGGAUUGCUCAGGGCUGACCUGCUCUAGCUUAGCGUGCUUCGCUAGAGACGCAGCAGAUAAGUCGGCCUUGCCCAUCCAGCACUAGUCAGCUUCCAGAGGUGGGGUGGAAGCCAGCCCAAGGAUGCGCACCAAGGGCACAGUGAGCCCCUUCCCUUUGGCGGGAGAACUAGACCAGCAAAGGGAGCCUGGAAAGCACCGGCCUUGAAGGAGGGAGGGGACGCUGCUGGGGACCUUUCCCCUGUCGCCCAGUUCAGCCUGGUUCUCUGCUGCCUACAGCCCUCUAGCACAGUAACAUUUGCAGAAUUGCAGAUUUUUUCCCCAGAUAUUAGGAGGAAAGGGACUUUGGGGGGGUGGGGAAGGGGUUGUGGUGUUUUAAAAGCAUAAGUUACCUGUUUGCACUGUUUUAAAAUAGGAAAAAAUAGUGGGCGAGGUGGACAUCAGAUGUAAACGUGUGUGUUUUUAUUUUGUCAUGCUCUUGAGAAUGUCUGACAUUUGUAGUGUACACCAGUGACACUUGCUUCUCUGUUGCAUACAACACUCUGUUUUCUGGAAAUGUUACUGUCCGAAAGCCUCUCCCCUCCCCCUUCCCAUGCACGUCCUCCACCCUCGCUGUACUGACCAGCCAGGCAAAGCCAUCCACAAGCUAGAGUGAAACAGGGCCCUUUCCAAGCAGGCUCUGGGUGUCCCAGCCAGCAUGUGCCCUCUGGGUGACUGAGUGUGGUAGAGUCCCUGUCACCUUCCUUUGAAAAUAGGCUUAGAGACCAGACUGCAGCAGGUGACCACGGUCCUCAGUGAGGCGUCAGCAGCCAGGAGCCUGGGGUGAAUGAAGUAUUGCCUUGGCUGUGAGAGCCGAGUUCUUAUCCUCGUUACCGAAACUGUAGCCAGUUACAGUUUACUCAGGAAAACGGUAGAUCAAUUCAGCCAUGGUAGUGCUGGUUGGCAGGGCUUGGUAACCGAGAGAACCGCUCUUCAGCCAAAACCCAGACCUUGCCUGUCAGGAGACUGCCAGACGGGACUUGGGGCUCUGUUUCUGGCAGGUGUAUGCAUGCCGGUGAUGGGAGGACGCCACCACCCUGGCAGGCAGAAAGGGAACAGCGAUUCUCUUUCCCUCCCCACCCCCCAACACCAGAUUCCCAGGGGGUACGUGAGUUUUUGAGUUCUUCAAACAAAUGUUUUUGGGUUUGUUUUUUUCCGGGGACUGAUAAGUGCUUUAAGCCAUGUCCACACCCAUCCAGACCCCAGCUCAGUCAUUUCCUUGCAUUUUCUGUUCACAGUACUCUGUGUGUGCGUGCUUGUUUCGGCAGCUCGUUUUGGCUGUAGUAUAUAUAUACAUAUAUAUAUAUAUAUAUAUAUAUCGAGUGAUGAAUUGAUUCUCUUUUUUCCCCUAAGGGACAUGGAUUUUUUUUUUUCCUUGCGUUAUCAUUCUGCUUGUGAAUAGCUGGAGCCAACCCGGGGCUGACACACGUAAGCUAGGGCUGCAAGUGAGAAGAGGGCCAGCGGAGUAUACUUGUCCCCAACAGGCUGGCCUCCCUGAGGCUCUGAGCUUUUCAGUCCAAAUCUUUGCAAGGCUCAAAAUGCCGCAGAACCUCUCCUCUCCUCCACGCCGUGACAGGGACUGGGCCAGCCCAACACGCAACAUGCAGUUCUCCAGCCCCUCCCAUCACCGUGGCAGGACAGGCACCUUUGGGGCACGGGGGCAUCCCGUGGGAUGCUUGUACAGUUGACACCUAGCCUUCUCUCCUUCCCCUCCUGGCCUCCCCCAGAAUCACUCCUUAGGACACCCGAGCUGCUUGCCCAGGGUCCUGUUUCCCUGCUAACUCCAGAGAAGCAUCCCAGGGCUUUGUGACAGUCUCUAAUUCCCGUCCCUUCUUGUUAAGAAUCAUAUUGUAUAGUAGCUUUCAGACCAUACAGUAUUCAUUGGGUUACUCCUAUUAUUAUCAAGUAGCUGGAAUUGUGAAGGUCGGAGUAGUUAGAUCUUUAGCUUUUAUUCCUUAUUUUUUGUAUUCCUCUCCAUGUGUAUAAAUUAUUGAUCAUGUUGCUGGCUUUUAUAAACUCAGCGAAGGGGGAGCACGGGCUCAGCCUUUGCAAAUGGUAAUGAAGCACUGUUUUUAAAUAAAAGAGAGAAACACCA
This is a messenger RNA of Sciurus carolinensis (gray squirrel), 7250 nucleotides long. It is a transcript of the gene Rbfox2, whose product is annotated as RNA binding fox-1 homolog 2. The transcript is spliced from 15 exons. Gene Ontology annotation, cellular component: cytoplasm; nucleus. The record is from RefSeq and is a predicted model, not a curated record. Gene Ontology annotation, molecular function: mRNA binding. Gene Ontology annotation, biological process: nervous system development; regulation of alternative mRNA splicing, via spliceosome. Lineage: Eukaryota; Metazoa; Chordata; Mammalia; Rodentia; Sciuridae. The coding region runs from base 475 to 1869 and encodes 464 amino acids.